Messenger RNA from Penicillium oxalicum, 1740 nucleotides. RefSeq names its product RAD52 DNA repair protein RADC. Bases 1 to 1740 code for a protein of 579 amino acids. Gene Ontology annotation, biological process: double-strand break repair via homologous recombination; DNA recombinase assembly; mitotic recombination. The transcript has 6 exons. NCBI's taxonomy places the organism in Eukaryota, Fungi, Ascomycota, Eurotiomycetes, Eurotiales, Aspergillaceae. The record is from RefSeq and is a predicted model, not a curated record. Gene Ontology annotation, cellular component: nucleus.
AUGCCAGCCGUCGGUGACCAACAUCGUGGCGGACCAACAGCUGUGAGAAUGCCGAACGCACCUAACCCAGUCAACGCGAAUCCGUUCGAGGAACCGGAACGCCGAAUGAGCGAGUACACUGCGAUGCAGGUGGCAACUUUGCAGGCUCGUCUCGAUCGAAAGCUUGGACCUGAAUACAUUUCAUCCCGACCGGGUGCUGCGGGGCAAAAAGUGCACUAUCUUUCGGCAGACAAGUGUAUCAAUCUGGCGAAUGAAGUUUUCGGGUUCAAUGGCUGGUCCAGCUCGAUACAGAGGGUGGAUAUCGAUUUUGUCGAGGAGAAUGAGAACACGGGCAAGGUCAGCCUUGGACUAUCAGUGAUCGUGCGGGUCACGCUAAAAGAUGGAACAUUUCACGAGGACAUCGGUUACGGGCACAUAGAGAACUGCAAAGGCAAAGCGGCUGCUUUCGAGAAAUCUAAGAAGGAGGGAACAACAGAUGCUCUGAAACGUACCUUGAGGAACUUUGGAAAUGUGCUGGGCAACUGCGUCUAUGACAAGGACUAUUUGUCAAAAGUUACCAAAAUUAGGACCACUCCCGCGAGAUGGGAUGUCAACGAGCUUCACCGUCAUCCAGACUUUGCUCCGAUGAAAAAAGAAUCUGCGCCAAAAAGCAGAUUAUCAGAAGACGAUGAUCUUCCUCUACCACGCCCAACCGAGCCAGCACGAGGCGCCAUCCCCAGUCACGCUGCUGUGUUCGACGGUGACGGGGAGUUUGGAAGUGACGUUUUCGACGAGGCUGAUUUUGUCGUAACCAAUACUGGUAAUCCCGACGAGAUUGUAAUAGAACCAGAGCAGCCGCAGCUUCCCCCCACGCCCUUAAACCGUUCAUAUCCCCAGGCCGUGCCCGCGCGAGGCCGAUUCGAUUCGAAUGCUGUGACGCCUUCCAAGCCCGAAAGGUGGAGUGGAACGAAUGCCACAGGUGCAAGACAGAUGGUGCCUCCUCAUGCUCGGCAGCAACCCCCCUCUCUCUCCGACCAGCAGCGCGGGAUGCAUGCGCCAGGGCCUGGAAGCAACGUGCCAAACGGCAAACUGAACGGUCCUCCCCCUAUGGCCAACAACAACAACCCACCACCCCAAAUUAAACGCGAGCCUGUAGCUGUACCAGCCCAGGAUAGUUCGAACCAACCAACACCCACUGUGGGGUUCUUUUCCGCGAGGGCUGCUGAUCAGCUGCGAGAUAAUCCUAAUGCUGCACCCAUCCCAGGAUCACAGUUUGAUCCACAUGCAGAAAGCCCAUCGAUUCGGAAAACCGCUGGCAUAGACCACUCGAAGACUGUGGCGGUAGUCAGAAGUGGUAACGGGGUCUCUCCAGCCCCGGACAAGGGACGCACGCGCGACGCAAUCAACCCAGCAACGAAUCUCCAGUCUCGGGUGGGCGGUGGCGCACCUCCCACAGGGGGCUUCGGGAGUCCAUUGUCUAGAGGUCAAUCGGUCUCAUCUUAUAGGCCUCUCACUCGACCGAGCGUUGAUUCCAGGAACGCAACAAACGGGGGGGCAGGCAAUCGAGCAGGAAGCGCUCCUCCACAAAAUGUGAACGGGAAGCGCCCACCCCUAAGCGACGUGACUAAUGCCGACGGGGUAUCAGGUCCAGGCUCGAACAAUCCGCAGGCUCCGGCUAGCUCGAACGAAAUCAAACGACCCCGAAUGGCCGAGAGUGUGCCUGGUCAGCCACAGCAGAAGCUGCCUCGGCCCCCUCAGUAA